Messenger RNA from Pungitius pungitius (ninespine stickleback), 2535 nucleotides. RefSeq names its product transmembrane channel-like 4 (gene tmc4). Gene Ontology annotation, cellular component: plasma membrane. Lineage: Eukaryota; Metazoa; Chordata; Actinopteri; Perciformes; Gasterosteidae. The coding region runs from base 118 to 2214 and encodes 698 amino acids. The transcript has 16 exons. The record is from RefSeq and is a predicted model, not a curated record. Gene Ontology annotation, molecular function: mechanosensitive monoatomic ion channel activity.
AAGUCCGUGAGAGAAAACAAUAGGGCAGGUGUUCCUGGAUGGGCAACGUUUCCUCAUGAAGAGCUCGCUCUCCAUUUGUUUGGUAAAGUAUUGAGUGUGUUGAUCUGCAUUAGAGAAAUGGCCCGUGAAUCACAGAGAGAAGGCUCGAGAGACGCGUACGACUACAUUCAAGGGAACAGUUAUCGCAGUGACCAGCAGUCUCUACGGCUACGACGGGUCUCAUCUCGGGUGUCCAAUCACAACUAUCCUGAGAACGACCCUUGCCCGACUCCUGGAGAGGAGAAUGAGGAAGGCAACAGUGGACCAACCCGGGAGCUCAGGACCAUUCCUCUGCCCAUGGCGUUGAAGAGAGCCGUGAGGCAGGUGCAGCAGAUGCAUGUGCCCGUGGUUUCCAGGAGGCAGUCCUGGAGGCAGAGAAAGUCUCUGCAUAAACUAAAAGAAAAGGCCAGUGAAUGUCUCCACUUUUUCACACUGUGGAGAAAGUCUUUGCAAAAGAUUGGAGGGAACUUUGGAGGUGGCGUCGAGUCCUACUUCCUGUUCCUGCGAUUCUUGGUGGUGCUCAAUUUUGUUUCCUUUUUACUGAUUGCGGGAUUCGUCCUCAUCCCCAGCAUCGUCUUCAGAUCUGUCGGGGGCAGCCUGGUUAACAGCACUGGUCCAGAUGAAUGCACGCUGUAUGACCCCAGUCCUCAAGGCUUGGUCUUGUUCUAUAAUUACUUCCUUGACUUACUUUCGGGGACGGGUUUCAUGGAGUAUUCGUACCUGUUUUACGGCUACUAUAGCAACACAAUGGUGGCGGACCGGAACUUCUCCUACAACAUUCCCCUGGCCUACCUCUUCACUGCCGUCUUCUACUUUCUCUUUUGUCUCAUUUGCAUCAUUGCACGCAUGGGGAUUGCAACUCGAGUUGCCGUGGCAACGGGAGGCGGCUCUGUGGGCAACUACAGCGUGAUAUUGUUCACCAACUGGGACCAUGGCUGCCAGGGCGACCGAGCUACCAAACUGAAGCAGAAGAACAUCCUCUACCGACUGCAGGUGGAUCUGGAGGAGGAGAGCAGGAAGAAAAGGACAGCCGCUCUGACUUUGGGGCAAAAACUUAUUUUAUACUCUCUACGUGUUUUGAUGUUUUUGGUUUCCUUGGGGCUCAUUGCGGCGGCCUGCUACGCCAUCUUCGUGGCCACCAACUUCAGCCAGAAAAAAAGUAGUGCUGACGGGAUCAAGGGUUUGAUUUUUGAGUACCUGCCGUCUAUUGUCAUCACCACGGCAAACUUCCUGGUGCCACUGCUUGGUGACCAGAUCGCCCUGAUAGAGCGAUACUCGCCCAGCAAUACUGUCAUAGUGGCUCUAUUAAGAGCGGUUUUCCUUCGUCUUGUGAGUCUGGCUGUUCUUCUCUUCACUUUGUGGGGUCAGAUCACCUGUGAAGGGAACAUAAACAGUGAAAAUUGUACACUGUGCAAAUACCACUAUAAAGCCCACCCGUGCUGGGAGACGCGUGUGGGACAGGAGAUGUACAAGCUGACACUCUUUGACUUCCUCGUCAACAUCGCUUUGCUCUUCUUGGUGGAGUUUCCACGCAGGAUGGUGGUGGACAACUGGUCCAGUAAGCUGGCUCAGUGGGUGGGUCGACAGGAGUUUGUGGUUCCUGCCAACGUGCUGGGACUGGUUUACGGUCAGACCGUGGUGUGGACAGGAGCUCUUUUUUGCCCGUUGCUGCCGCUCAUUAACACCGUCAAGUUCAUACUCCUCUUCUACUUCAAGAAGACCACGCUCUUCUACAAUUGCCGGCCAGCACUAAGGACGUUUCGCUCCACCUACUCCACCGUCGUCUUCCUGGUGGUACUCCUGUUCGGCUGGGGCCUGGCCACAGUUGUCAUGGUUUACAGUCUCGCUCAGAUCAGUCCUUCUAUGGGUUGCGGUCCUUUCCGUUUCUUCCCCAGCAUGUGGUCGAUUGUUCCAAAAUCUUUCUACAGCCUCUCUGAAACUACACAGAACUUUCUGUUCUUCAUUGGUUCACAGGCAUUCUCCAUCCCCUUGUUUGCGUUAUCUUGUGUGGUGAUGUGCUAUUUUGUAGCCUUAGCCUCCGUUUAUGGGAAAACUGUCGCCAUGUUAAGAGCUCAGCUCAAACUGGAGGGCCGUGACAAGCAGUUCUUGGUGAAGCAGAUUGAGGAGCUGAGUCGUCAUCAGAUACUAGAACACACUGCAGGAGCAUACGCGUAAUCAUAGCAUAACAACCAUAUUUUAGUUUUAUCACCUUCUAAAAAAAAAUGCAUCAUGAUGAGGAUGAUAUGUACACUGUAUGUAUAAAGCAAGUGUCACAUAAUGCAGGCUUGGGUUCAGCAGAUAAUCCUGCAUUAACAAUCAUUAAAAAAAAACUGUGGUUGUUGCUGAAUCAGACAGAUAUAAGUUUUUAAGGAACAUGUCAACCUAAGUAAGUGGUAUGUGAUUAAAUUACAUUAAGAUAACGAUAAGUUAUGUAAAUUGAAUCCUUGGUAUCAAUAAACUUUUAUUUUUCCAUGCAAAAGUAGAUGUUUUGUAUUU